This is a messenger RNA of Mixia osmundae IAM 14324, 213 nucleotides long. RefSeq lists its product as uncharacterized. NCBI's taxonomy places the organism in Eukaryota, Fungi, Basidiomycota, Mixiomycetes, Mixiales, Mixiaceae. The record is from RefSeq and is a predicted model, not a curated record. The transcript has a single exon. The annotation marks the transcript as partial.
GCAUUCCCAAACAACUCGACUCUUGGAGGGCCGCUCACAGAGCACUGGUCGAUCCGUGUCACGAACGGGGUUGUCACCCUCUUUGACGCUGUGUUCCAACAGACUCUGACACGGUCCAGCACAGAGCAUGCCUCUCGAGAUUACAAUUCGACUCGCCAACACGGCAAGCAGAUUUCAAAUUUGAGCUCUUUCCUCUUCACUCGCCGUUACUAG